This is a messenger RNA of Trematomus bernacchii (emerald rockcod), 1583 nucleotides long. It is a transcript of the gene prrg2, whose product is annotated as proline rich Gla (G-carboxyglutamic acid) 2. NCBI's taxonomy places the organism in Eukaryota, Metazoa, Chordata, Actinopteri, Perciformes, Nototheniidae. Bases 240 to 866 code for a protein of 208 amino acids. The record is from RefSeq and is a predicted model, not a curated record. Gene Ontology annotation, cellular component: extracellular region. The transcript is spliced from 6 exons. Gene Ontology annotation, molecular function: calcium ion binding.
UGUAAUGUGACGUUCCUCUGGGAAAACAGCACAACUCACUACGGUUUCACCUGAAACGCAGCACGAAGAAGUUCACCUCCAUGUCUUUGUGAAUCUGAAAGAGUUAGUGCUGUUUUCUUCCUGGAAGCUUUAAGAGACACUCACACAGUGAGGAGGAGGAGGUGACUGGCUCGUCUGAACAGGCGUGGAUCCAUUACUGCUGAGGCUCUUCUGCUCACUUCCUGCAGUGUAGCGCUGUGAUGGCAGCUGUGAGGGCUGCUGUGGGGGGGGUGUGGCCCCCCGGGCUGGCCCUGCUGGCCCUGCUUCAGCUGACCUGCUGCUCCGUGCUCUCCAGACCGGCUCCAGCAGUGCUGCUGGACGGCCAGGCCGCGUCCUCCUUCCUGUCCCGCUCCCUGCUCUAUAACAGCUGGGACUUUGAGAUAGUGGUGUCUGACAAUCUGGAGCGGGAGUGUGUGGAGGAGCAGUGCAGCUAUGAGGAGGCCAGGGAGGUGUUUGAGGACAACACCCAGACGGAAACAUUUUGGAAGAGCUAUGUCGACAGCCAAGCGAAUUCUCCCAAAGUGGAUGUGUCAGGGCUGGUGGCCGGGAUCCUGGCUGUCCUGGUGUCUGCUGUUUUUGCCACUGUGCUGGGAAUCUACUGCUACAAAGCCAAGAACAAAAGUGGACGAAGAGCUCCAGUGAGGAUGGCAGCAGACGGCCGUCCAGCCCCAGAGACCGUGCCUCUGGCUGGGAUCAUGGUCCCAGGUUUACCCAGCUACAAUGAGGCUCUGACCCGCAGUGGGCAACAUGAUGCCUCCCCACCACCUUAUUCAGGGGGCGCGCCCUCAGAACCCGCUGAUCCCGGGGACGGAGAGAGAGAGGUCUGAGCCUCUGCUGGAGCUGUGGUGGGCACCGGGGGUUUGAGUCAACUACUUACUGUAUUUAUAAGUAAAGUUAGGACCGAAAGGACGCUACUGACAGAAUGAUGAACAAAGCGUGUUGGCUGUCUACUACACUUGAUGCUUAAAGUAUGAGGGUGCGGUUCAUUUUUGUGGUUUCACUGUACACCAGUGCUUGAAUUGGGCCGGUACUCACCGGUACGCAGUACCGGGACUUCUGAUUUGUACCCAUCUGGUACCGUUACUUCUUACUGAGUACUGGCACGGUACCGGUACGGCGGUACUCAGUACUCAGUAGAUGCGUCAUGAGGUGCCGCCGCCGCUUUGCCUGCCUCGCCCCCAGAGCAGCAGUCUCCGUCGCCCCAAACACCGCCACCCCUCGGCGGCCCACAAGUGCCAGAGGACCUCGGCUAAACAGAGCCUGCCCAGGUAUAUUUAAACAAGUUCCCAACUCGCCUGUACAGUGGGGUAAGGCGCUCAUUUUGCAGCUCAUGGUUUAAAAACAGAGAUUGGCUGGAAUUUCCUGUAAAAAAGAUGCCAUCUUCUGCCAUGCCUGUAGACAUUUCGGUUCAAAUACAUCUAACUCAGAUGCCUUCACCACAAUUGUACCAGAGUACCAAACGCUGUCUCCUGGUACUCAUUAUGAGUAACUCACUAAAAAUGAAAUACUAUAUGACAGUAAAACAAGAAUAGAGUUUGAAAAGG